This is a messenger RNA of Naumovozyma castellii, 1149 nucleotides long. RefSeq names its product methionine adenosyltransferase. Lineage: Eukaryota; Fungi; Ascomycota; Saccharomycetes; Saccharomycetales; Saccharomycetaceae. The transcript has a single exon. The record is from RefSeq and is a predicted model, not a curated record. The coding region runs from base 1 to 1149 and encodes 382 amino acids.
AUGGCUGGUACUUUCUUAUUUACUUCUGAAUCCGUCGGUGAAGGUCAUCCAGACAAGAUCUGUGACCAAGUCUCCGAUGCCAUCCUAGACGCCUGUUUGGCUGAAGACCCUCACUCCAAGGUCGCCUGUGAAACCGCCGCUAAGACUGGUAUGAUCAUGGUCUUCGGUGAAAUUACCACUAAGGCUACCCUAGAUUACCAAAAGAUUGUCAGAGACACCAUCAAGCAAAUCGGGUACGAUGACUCUGCUAAAGGGUUCGACUACAAGACUUGUAACGUUUUGGUUGCCAUCGAACAACAAUCUCCAGAUAUUGCUCAAGGUGUCCAUGAAGAGAAGGAUUUGGAAAACAUUGGUGCCGGUGAUCAAGGUAUCAUGUUCGGUUAUGCUACUGAUGAAACCCCAGAAGGGUUACCAUUAACUAUCUUAUUGGCUCAUAAAUUGAACAUGGCCAUGGCUGACGCUAGAAGAGAUGGUUCAUUAGCUUGGUUGAGACCUGAUACUAAGACUCAAGUCACUGUUGAAUAUAAGGACGAUAACGGUAGAUGGGUUCCUCAAAGAAUCGACACAGUCGUUGUCUCUGCUCAACAUGCUGACGAAAUUUCCACUGAAGAUUUGAGAUCUUUGAUCCAAUCUGAAAUUGUCGAAAAGGUUAUUCCAAAGGACAUGUUAGAUGAAAACACUAAAUACUUCAUUCAACCUUCCGGUAGAUUCGUCAUUGGUGGUCCUCAAGGUGAUGCUGGUUUGACCGGUAGAAAAAUUAUUGUCGAUGCUUACGGUGGUGCUUCUUCCGUUGGUGGUGGUGCUUUCUCUGGUAAGGAUUACUCCAAGGUGGAUCGUUCUGCUGCUUACGCCGCUAGAUGGGUCGCAAAAUCUUUAGUCGCUGCUGGUCUAUGUAAGAGAGUGCAAGUUCAAUUCUCUUACGCCAUUGGUAUCGCUGAACCAUUAUCUUUACACGUCGACACUUACGGUACUGCUACCAAGUCUGAUGAAGAAAUUAUUGCUAUUAUUAAGAAGAACUUUGACUUGAGACCAGGUAUCUUAGUUAAGGAAUUAGACUUGGCUAGACCAAUCUAUUUACCAACAGCUUCUUACGGUCAUUUCACCAACCAAGAAUACCCAUGGGAAAAGCCAAAGACUCUACAAUUUUAA